CAUCCAGUUAUAAGAGCCCAGCUGACCAGGUACUCAGGGUCCAUCCUUAAAAUGGUCAGUGAAAACUGACUCAAGAAAACACGCUCGGCGCAUUCAAGCUUAUUUUCCCCCUCGGGUGGUUUAUUUGCAGCUUUUGCGCCAAACUAAGAUGUAGAAAGACUUCCCGGAGUGUGAGGUGUGUUUUUCCUCCUUCUUUUCGGACUAUACUCCGACUGACAGGGGAUUUGGGGUUGGGACUGCUGCUCUUUCUACAUGAUGGCUUUUGCCAUGCUGCGGCCUGUGGCGACGCACUUGAUCUACUCGGACUUGUCGCUCAUGUCCGAGGACGACGAAAACCGCAGCGAGAGCGACGGGAGCUCGGAGCAUAGUUCCUGCGACUCCAGCGAAAAGCGCAGGAGGAUUUCACGCCAGCUGGAGGGAGAGCCCGCGGUUGUGGUGAAGCAGAGGAUCGCCGCCAACGCCAGGGAGAGAGGCAGGACGCAGAGCGUCAACACCGCCUUCUCGGCUCUCCGGACUCUUAUACCCACCGAGCCAGUGGACAGAAAGCUCUCCAAAAUUGAGACUCUCCGCCUGGCAUCAAGCUACAUCUCCCAUCUGGCUAACGUGCUCCUCAUUGGAGACGCCUGCGCGGACGGACAGCCGUGCCUCGGCGCGGUCCAUAUGCAAGGAGAGAGCGGAGCAAAGCAGCCGCGUAGCAUCUGCACAUUCUGCUUGAGCAACCAGAGGAAAGGGAUAAAGGAUGGGAAAGAUUGUCUAAAAAUGCGAGGACUGGGUCCACUCCGAAUGAGACGCUGACUGGAGACCAGCGAUACAUCAGCAACCUGAAAAUAAUCGAAGACUUUCUCAGGGAAGAGUCAAAGUUGGAUUUACAAGACACACAGUAUGCACACAUGCUGGAUCCAGUGAUGGAAGAGAAGGAGUGAGAGAAAAAAAACUAUUUAUACUUGAUUGAGAACUCUAAGCAUAAGCCUUUCAAAGAUGCAGUGCAUUUAUUUGAAACUUAUGAGAUUUUGUCCUUCCGUUUACUUGUUUGUUUGUUUGUUUUUCAA
Molecule: messenger RNA, 1049 nt
Organism: Solea senegalensis (Senegalese sole)
Lineage: Eukaryota; Metazoa; Chordata; Actinopteri; Pleuronectiformes; Soleidae
Gene: tcf15
Product: transcription factor 15
Exons: 2
Coding region: 253-795 (180 amino acids)
Biological process (GO): regulation of transcription by RNA polymerase II; developmental process
Molecular function (GO): RNA polymerase II transcription regulatory region sequence-specific DNA binding; DNA-binding transcription factor activity, RNA polymerase II-specific; protein dimerization activity
Source: RefSeq, a predicted model, not a curated record